Messenger RNA from Dreissena polymorpha, 807 nucleotides. RefSeq lists its product as uncharacterized. The transcript has 2 exons. The record is from RefSeq and is a predicted model, not a curated record. Lineage: Eukaryota; Metazoa; Mollusca; Bivalvia; Myida; Dreissenidae. Bases 52 to 666 code for a protein of 204 amino acids.
AUAUAGCCUCAACGAGACUGCCAUUUUUAUGAGUGAGAAUUUUUUCAUUCUAUGUGCAGAAAAAUGGCGGAAAAUCCACCAAAAAAACGCCUGAAAAGGGCGGGACGAACUUUUAGUGAAAUACACAGUCGCUUGAUGAAAUUUAAAAAUGAAAUUUUAACUGCGAUGGACAAUCUUAGGACGGAUCAGUGGAUAACCUUUUGCUUUGUAAAAAUCCUUCAUUGUAACGGUGCGUACGCGUGUAGCUUUUCAAAGGCUUGGUGUAAGACACAGAGAAAUCUCGACGAUGUCGAUGAAAACAAACGGUCAAUCGUAUUGCUUCCUGAUUUAUUUGACUUUGAGGUUAUUACCAAAUUUUUGGAAAAGGAUGGUGACAUUGUCAAUAAAAUGACAGAAAACCAGAUAGCCGCUUUCGACAGACUGAUCACAUUUUUGGAAAAUAUAGAGGAAACCUCUAAAAAAAUUGAGGGUGCACGAGCUAAAGCCUUCAAGGAAAGCAGUUGGGCAGCAAUACUUGGUGUUCACGUUCUCAGACAGCUUGCAGUUUCAAAUGAGAUGAUGAUUGACUCUGGUUAUGCUGAUAAAACAUCGGAGUGUCCCUGUGGAUGUCGAACUCCACUUUGUGUUGGAGACAACAGCAUUGGUAAUAAGUCCUACAAAAAAUAAAUCAAUAGGGCAAUAAUUUGUUUAAAGGCCGCAUUUACAAGAACAUAACAGUAAUCACAUUGUUUGUCCAUUUGUCACGCUUUAUAUGUGGAACAUCACUAUUGCCUUUUUAGCUCAUCUGUCAUGUAGUGACAUGAUGAG